AUGGCGUCGCCAGCCAAUGGCUCCCUGGCAGCCCCAGGCACCACCAAGCCCACAGACUGGGUCGAGCUCCUCAACACGGGCGCCGCGCCCACCAGCCUCGGCGGCUGGGUGCUCUCAGAGGGCGGGCAGGAGGGCGGCAAGGGCGGCGGAAGGUGGCAGCUACCGCCUGUGGACCUGCCGCCUGGCGGCUACCUCGUGCUGAUAGGUGUAGGCGGCGCGGGCGCAGACAACGCGUCGCAGGUGGAGGAGGGGCCUGGCGGUAUCCGGCUGCUGCCGGUCCCGGGCCUCAAGCUGGGGGCCGGAGGCAAGGCUUUGACGCUCAGCCAGCCGGACGGGCGCGUGGCAAGCUCCACUGGGGAGGUCAUAAGGCAGCGUCCGGGUGUGUCCUUUGGCCUUCCAGCUGGCGCGGCUCCUGGCAGCCCGCCCACCUUCCUGCAGCUUCCCACCCCCGGCGCCGCCAACAGCCCCGCCAAGCCUGCGGGUCCCUUCAUCUUUGAGGUCACUCGCACCCCAGACGGCACGACGCCCCCAGGGCAGCCGCUCGUCGUGUCGGCGCGCGUCGCGCCCAACGGCGCGCCGCCGCAGUCCGUGGAGCUGGUGUGGCGCGUGAACUACGCCCCAGAGCAGAGGGCGCCGAUGGCAGCCGCUGCCCAGGCCCCAGGCAAGCAGCGCAGAGAUGGGGCUUCCCCAAAGAGAGAGAGCCUUGGGGGAAAGGCGGUUGUGCUGACUUGGUAG
Molecule: messenger RNA, 735 nt
Organism: Monoraphidium neglectum
Lineage: Eukaryota; Viridiplantae; Chlorophyta; Chlorophyceae; Sphaeropleales; Selenastraceae
Exons: 4
Coding region: 1-735 (244 amino acids)
Source: RefSeq, a predicted model, not a curated record